This is a messenger RNA of Paraphaeosphaeria sporulosa, 1407 nucleotides long. Its product is annotated as aldehyde dehydrogenase. The transcript has 3 exons. Gene Ontology annotation, molecular function: aldehyde dehydrogenase (NAD+) activity. The record is from RefSeq and is a predicted model, not a curated record. The coding region runs from base 1 to 1407 and encodes 468 amino acids. Lineage: Eukaryota; Fungi; Ascomycota; Dothideomycetes; Pleosporales; Didymosphaeriaceae.
AUGUCUGUCGAGACUAUCACGACCAUAUCACCGGUCACCAACAAGCCAAUUCUCACCCGCAAUGGGUUGUCGGAUGCCGAUAUCACCUCUAUACCAGAAACAGCUGCUCGGGCAUUCGAGGCCUACCGCCGCACAACUCUCUCGGAUCGGCAAGCAAUCGUCAAGAAGGCUUUGAAGCUAUUGGAUGAGCGCCAGGAUGCUUUGGGCAAGGAGCUCACUGAACAAAUGGGCCGUCCUAUCAGCUACACACCCAAGGAAAUCACAACUGCAGUAGCACGUGGCGAGUACAUGCUGAAGAUUAGCGAAGAGGCUCUGAAGGCGACUGAAGGCGAAGCGGAGAAAGGCUUCAAGCGCUACAUCAAGAAGGUUCCUGUGGGGCCGGUGUUGAUCCUUUUCCCAUGGAAUUACCCGUACCUGACACUUGUCAACUCACUGAUCCCAGCUUUGCUCGCUGGAAAUUCUGUGAUCUUGAAGCCUUCUCCUCAAACACCUACAAGCGCGGAGCAAAUCAAACAGAUCUUCGCGGACGCUGGCUUGCCCGAAGGGGUCCUGCAAAUUUUCCACAGCGGAUCUAUUACCCAGAUUGAAGCCAUUGCACGGUCACCUCAGAUCCAGCUAGUAUGCUUCACUGGAUCUGUUGCCAAUGGACUCGCCAUACAGACCGCCGCUAGCGACCGUGUACCGAUUCGCGUCGGGCUCGAGCUUGGAGGAAAGGAUCCUGCAUAUGUCCGAUCUGACGUCGACAUCAAGUGGGCUGCUGAGGAGAUUGUCGACGGUGCAGUCUUCAACUCGGGCCAGAGCUGCUGCAGUGUGGAACGCGUCUACGUCGAUGAAAAGAUUCACGACGAAUUUGUAAGUGCGCUUCAGGACGUCCUGAAGGGCUACAAGCUCGGCGAUCCCAUGGAAAAGGACACGCAUGUUGGCCCAGUGGUGUCAUCGCGAUCCGCAGACUCCAUUCGUGCACACAUCAAAGAAGCACUCAAGAAAGGUGCCAAAGACGCAACUCCAGACAACGAGUCCUUCAAGUCCCCUCCAGCAGACGGAAACUAUGUUGCUCCCACGCUCUUGAUCAACGUCGAUCACAGCAUGGCGGUGAUGACCGAAGAAACCUUUGGUCCAGUGAUUCCAGUCAUGAAGGUCAAGAACGAUGCCGAAGCUAUCAAGCUGAUGAACGAUAGCCAGUUUGGUUUGACAGCCAGUAUCUGGACCAAAGACACCAACAAGGGUCACGAGCUCGUUGAAGACGUCGAGGCUGGCACUGUCUUUGUCAACCGAUGCGAUUACCCUGCACCAGACCUCGCCUGGGUAGGAUGGAAAGACUCUGGAAAGGGCCAGACGCUAUCCAGAUUUGGGUUUGACCAAUUUGUCAAGCUCAAGAGCUACCAUGUGAAAGAUUACCCGAAAUAG